This is a messenger RNA of Stegastes partitus (bicolor damselfish), 6598 nucleotides long. It is a transcript of the gene brd2a, whose product is annotated as bromodomain containing 2a. Gene Ontology annotation, cellular component: chromatin; nucleus. Lineage: Eukaryota; Metazoa; Chordata; Actinopteri; Pomacentridae. Bases 2116 to 4626 code for a protein of 836 amino acids. The transcript is spliced from 12 exons. Gene Ontology annotation, biological process: regulation of DNA-templated transcription; chromatin remodeling. The record is from RefSeq and is a predicted model, not a curated record.
GCGCAGUGCUUCAUGUUGCAACACAGACAGAUCGACUGCAAUCGUCAUCUGGAGAAAACAGACGUUUCUGUCGGCCUUCAGACAAACUGAGACACAUGAGCUGUGGAUUAUUGCGGUCGUACACGGAUUACAGUUGAAGAAGUUCGGGAAACAGCACAAUCAAUAAUACCGCAAUCGGUUUUUGUCACGUGGUCAAGCCUGACCAAUCGGAGCGAUCCAAAUCCAGCGGAAAGUAUGUCCUUUGUUCGGAUAUUUGGUCAACUUUAUCCUCUAAUGUGAGCCUAUUACUGUGUAUAGAUCACAGGAUGUGGAUAUGGAGGUGGCGUUUUUAUGACAAGGGACGCGCUUUGGAUACGUUUUAUUGCGGGUUUUGCGGAAUGCCACGUGUUCAAGUUUGAUGAACAGGCUUAUUUCAUCACAUGACUCCCCUCCCCCACCCAGCGCAGGGAAUGGGGGAAGAAGGCGGACAUGUUUGAGGGAAAUGUGUUGGUUAAAAAGUAUCGAGGUGGAAGACAAGAAGAUUAUAUGAAGAAAGGUUUCGCAUUACUUUGAUUGGAUUUACCAUUCGACAUUUGUAUUCAUUUUAACUCAAGACUUUGAUGUCAUACUUUGAAAAUAUUUCUUUUUGUUUUAGAUAAUUUAACUGUCCAUUUUUCAAAAUAAUAUAGAGAUGUAUAAUUUGUGUUUUUACAACGUUAGUCAAAACUUUCGUAACAUUUACUACUGUGAGGAUCUAGUGUUACUAAACAUGGUUUAUUUGAGUGACAUUGUAGGGAAUUUGUAACCUUGGUGUGGGGGAUGGGCGCCAGUGGUUAGGUAACCAUUUUGUGUGCUUGUUGAGUUUCGGUCUCGGUUUUUAAAGUGUUUUUGUCAAAGUUUGUUAAUUUGUUAAUUUUCUUAGCUGUUUUUCUUUAUGUUUUUGGAUUGAAUUCAUUUUGUAGACUCACAAAGGCCAGGUAUGUUUUUUUUGUAUUUUAAACUAUAAUAUGAAUCGUAUUUUAUUGCGUUUUGCCGAAUUUGGUAAUAUGAUUGUGCAAUGGUUUUGGUUGGACCUAUUUUUUUUGUUUAAAUGUAGUCUUUAGGUUCCUAAGAAAAAAACAAAAAAACUGCUGUGUCAUUCAGGGGAUAGUUGGCAGCUUCUGUGACUGCUAGGUGUGGUCUUUUUGGUGGUGGUUACUGGGUUUUUAUUGUGCGUUACAUUAAAUGCGGCCUACAAGCGUCACCAUUUUACAUUAAGUUAAACUUUAGACUUUAUCCAUGUCCUUUGACUACUUUACAGUUAGUGGGCCAGGAAGGCCUUGUCUGUCUGGCAUUGUUUUCGAAUGGUGGUCUCUCCCAGCAGCAGAUCACGGCUAAUCACUUUGGUGAGUGUUAGUAAGCGAAAUAUGAAGCAUUUUGAAUGUUUUGCUCUAUGUUUUGGCUUGUUGGUUGUGAAUAAUUCGGUUAUAAUACACGCUGUCUCAGUGCUUCAAGAUGGCGACCGUGCGCCUCUCGUGAAAGGCAGAAAUGCGGAUAUUCUGGUAAGCAGAGAGCUCGUGGGGAGAGGCUGUUGUCUCUUCUUGGGUCCGCGUGACUGAUUGGAAGAACCAAUCAGCUUCCUGGUAUUUGCACUGGAAGCCCGCGUUACAGCGGUUUAGACCAAUCCCCGUCGUCGCCUUGCACACGUUGACGUAAUGUAAUAUGAUAAAGAGCGAGGUGGCUUCGUUGCCCUCGUUUUUUCUGGAGGAUUAUAUGGCGGAGCCAGUUACAGGCAGCAUAUCUAUAAUACAGGAGAGGCAGGGCCAAUAGUAUUGUGCAGUUUCCUUGACGGACAGAAAGAACAUGCGAAUAGGUUGGUCCGAAAGACGGGCGGUGGAGUUUCAGUGUGGAGGGGUGCGGUAAGUUUGAAAGACGUCGUAAGCAGCCAAUAGAAACUCGAAGGGCGGGGACUUUCCGAGGCAGUCCAUCCAAUAGGGUGAGUGGUUGGUCUAUAAAGACCCGGGUGUAGUCGCAUCGUCGCCAUUUCAACGAAGCAUAGUAGAAGGAGUUUGCCGUGGCGGGGAGCGGAGACAACUGACCCAACAGAGACGGAUCCUGGUUUGAGUCUAGCUAAAAACAGAAUCCGGAUCCAUCCUGAUGGAUAUGGCUGUUAACCCGCCCCUUGACAGCUCCCAUGUCGGGGUUGAGGUUGGCAUGUUGGGAGUCACAAUGGACCAUGGCUCUGGUGCAGCUGGAAAACGCAUCCGAAAACCUUCACUGCUGUAUGAGGGCUUUGAGAGUCCCGGGAUGCCACCUCUGACUCAUAUGGUUCCUUCGGGGCCCCCACAGCCGCCAGUGAAAGACCCCAGCCGGCAGGGGAGGAUGACCAACCAACUUCAGUUCCUACAGAAAGUCCUGCUCAAGUCUUUGUGGAGGCACCACUUUGCCUGGCCCUUCCAUGAACCUGUAGAUGCCGUCAAGCUCAGCCUGCCUGACUACCAUAAGAUCAUCAAAAAUCCCAUGGAUAUGGGCACUAUCAAAAAGAGGUUAGAAAACAACUACUACCGCAGUGCCAGUGAGUGCAUGCAGGACUUCAACACCAUGUUUACCAAUUGCUACAUUUAUAACAAGCCAACAGAUGACAUAGUACUGAUGGCUCAGUCUCUGGAGAAGGCGUUUCUGCAGAAAGUUGCUCAGAUGCCCCAGGAUGAGUUAGAACUGCCCCCUCCUCCUCCACGGAGCAAAACAGUAAAACCUGGCAGGAAAGGCAGAAGUAAUACAGUCUCUGGAGGAAUCACAACAGCUCAUCAAGUUCCAGCUGUCUCCCAGUCAGCGUACUCACCUCCCACCCCGGAGACACCUGACUCAAUCCUCUCUACCCCUCCACAGACUCUUUUGACCAAGAGCCUGCCCCCUAUACUUCCACCUGAGCAGAGCAUCCCCACUAUUACGGGUCUGCCUCCCACACAGCCCACUGCUAAGAAAAAAGGUGUGAAGCGGAAAGCAGACACAACCACCCCAACCACUGUAGCCAUGCCCAUUAUGAGCACUAUGGGUGUCAGUGGCAUAAGCCUAGGGAUGGGAGGUGGGCACGACUCCCCGCUCACCCUCACGUCUCUUGGGGUGGACCACAACUCCACCAUGGGGAUGAACCCAGGCCUCGCCCUGGGCCAGGGCAUGGGGAUGGGAAUGGGCAUGGGCAUGGGGAUGGGCCGUGGAGCAAUGAUUAUGGGUUCCAAAGCAACAGCGGCGAGCAGGAGAGGAGUAAGUGGACGACCCAUCAAGCCACCUAAGAAGGAUUUACCAGAUUCCAUUCUGCCACCUCCAGUGCGCCGCAGCAAGCUGAGCCCGCAGCUGCGCUACUGCAACGGAGUCCUGAAGGAGCUGUUGUCCAAGAAGCACGCAGCAUACGCCUGGCCAUUUUACAAGCCUGUCGAUGCCUCGUCACUCGGCCUUCAUGACUACCAUGACAUCAUUAAGCAGCCCAUGGACCUCAGUACUAUCAAGCUGAAGAUGGACAGCAGAGAGUAUCGUGACUCCCAGCAGUUCUCUGCUGAUGUUCGACUGAUGUUCUCCAACUGCUACAAGUACAACCCCCCAGAUCACGAUGUGGUGGCCAUGGCUAGAAAACUUCAGGAUGUGUUUGAGUUCUGCUUUGCUAAGAUGCCAGACGAGCCUCCAGCACCACCCAGCUCCUCAUCUUCCUCCUCCUCCUCCUCGUCCUCAUCUGAGAGCGAGCUGAGCAGUGAAAGCGAGGAGAGCGAGAGCAGCCCCAGCUCCGACUCUGAGGAGGAGAGGGCAAACCGGCUGGCAGAGCUGCAGGAACAGCUAAAAGCUGUACACGAGCAGCUCACGGCACUCUCCCAGGGCCCCAUUGUAAAACCCAAGAAAAAGAAAGAGAAGAAGGACAAGAAAAAGAAGAAGAAAGUAGAAAAAGAGAAGCAUCGGAGGAUAGAGGAGGAGCUACCGCCUAUUAAGCCGCCCAAGGCCCCCAAAAUCACCAAGACUCCAAAACCUAAGAGCAACCGAGGAGUGAGCUGUCCGGUAAUGCCGAUUAAGAAAGCUCCGAGCAAGAAGAACAACAAGAGCAAAUCCAAAAAGGGCGGCAUGAUGUUUAACGUGCCUCAGCCGGUCCACGAGCCCAUCGUGAGCCAUUUUGACUCAGACGAAGAGGAGGAGACGGCACCCAUGUCGUACGAUGAGAAGCGUCAGCUCAGCCUGGACAUCAACAAGCUGCCCGGUGAGAAGCUGGGCCGAGUCGUUUACAUCAUCCAGUCCCGCGAACCGUCGCUGCGAGACACCAACCCCGAGGAGAUCGAGAUAGACUUCGAGACGCUGAAGCCGUCGACACUGAGGGAGCUGGAGAGAUACGUCAUGACGUGUCUGAGGAAGAAACCUCGAAAGCCAUACGCAAAUAAAAAGAACAGUGCUGGCAAGUCCCGGGAAGAACUCGCUCUGGAGAAACAAAUGGAGCUGGAGAGAAGGCUGAUGGACGUCAGUGGUCAACUCAACUCUGGAAAGAAGCCUCCGAAGACCAAACCAGAGAAACCUGCGACUGAAGCCCACACCCAGCCGUCACGCCUCAGCGCCAGUAGCUCCUCCUCAGACUCCUCUUCAUCCUCCUCAUCGUCCUCAUCCUCAGACACAAGCGACUCAGACUCAGGCUGAGCCGCGGACUGCAUCCUAUAAAGGGGUCAUGUGAGGGGGCCCUGGGAGUUUCUCUUCCCACCGAGUGGACUGAACUGUAGUUGAACUACUGACGACGGAGCCGCAGUGCGGAUCGGACGAGACCAGCAGAAACUGGCCGACUCAACUUGUCAAACCAAGAAAGAGAGAGAUGGGGCUUUCCCUGCGCUCAGCUCAUUCAUCCAGACCUGCACACAGAAAACUUGAGGAUGGAUGUGAAUGGAGGAGACUCGGUGUGAAGUCCUGCCGUUCUCUGGAGAACCGGCCUCGCUGGGUGGAGCGAGGGACGCUCCAUCUCCUGCAAAUACAGGAGAAGAUCAUACGUUGGAGGGAUAAGGGUGCUAGAGCCAGAAUCUGUCUCACUUCUGGAGAUAAUUUCCCUUCUUACCGUGCUCCCUGUCUUUAUGCUGUAUAGAUAAGGUGUACAGUUAUAUAAAUAUCUAUUUUUCUUUUAUAAAGAAGCAUUUUAUGGAGCUAAUUUAUUCCCUUAUUCUGGGAAAGAUUGAACUGGUGUGGGCGGAGAUGUGUUUUAGUUUUUGUUUAGUUUUUUUUUCUGGAGUGAUAAAGAGGGGAAAUGUGUUUCUGUAUGUCUGUGUGUGUGUGUGUGUGUGUGUGUGUGCGCGUGUGUUUGUAUGAAUGUGUCACGUAUGUGUUUGCAUGCACAUGCGUGAGUGUGAGAUCCGGCACCACAAGUGCAGCUUUGUGAAGUUUCCUCAUCGUUUUGACGCAGGCGUUAAAAAAUCGGUCUGCACACAGAAGCACCUUGGUUCAGUAGAAUACAGAAUGCAUGCAAUACAGAGGAGCUGACAAACAUCUGCAUACUCAUGUACGACUUCCCUGCAUCCCUGUGUCCUCAUGUACCGUCAGAAAGGGUCGGCCACUGUACAGAAAUGUGACAUAGUUACAGUUUGUACGUAAAUAUUUCUGUUGCCAUGUCGGCUGUCUUUUUCAUCCAUUUCUCUGUAAACAUGUUGCUUUUUUUUUUCUUCUUGUGACCAAUCUGCUAAUAAAUUGUGAGGACGUGUCUUGUCCACUCACCCGUGCCCAAAUAACAUCCUGGUUCUUUGGAUUUCUUUUACAUGUUCAGGUCUGUUUGACUUCAGUCUCAAAACACUCGACUCCAGGUCACAAAAUAAGGUUUUGCUGCUUCUUAUGUUCAGUAUUUGAUUCAAGUAGGAAAUAUUUGGGGUUAAAUCCUCCACAUCUGGUAAAACUGCUUUGUCUUUAAAACUAUUUGGCCUUUGAGAUCUGUGGCAGCUCAAAGUUUGAUCUUGUGUAUUAGCUGGAUUUUGUUAAGUUUACUUAUUUGUGUGAUUAAAAACAUUAGUAACACCAGGUUGGGAAGUUCUUACCAGCUGCUGUUGGUGAGAUUUUCUCUUCUGUCGACACUUUGGCAGGUAAACAGUUUGUUUUUAAAGAAAGUCAGUGAACACAUGGGAAGUGACUUAUUGAAUUUUGGGAUCCAGUUAACAAAAGAUGGUUUAAUGUUGUGAGUAUUAAUGAUGCACUGUUUGUUUUGGUGGUACUACUAAACAAUUUUGUGAUUUUUAGGUAAGGUGUGUUUCUUUUUGGUUUUUAAAAUCGCCUGUGACUUGAGAUUGGACUAUUGUAUGUCUGCAACUGAUUAUUUAUUCAGGAGGAAUUUGAAAGGAGACACUUUUCUCAUAAUCCUGAAAGGUUUUAAGUGGAAGUUUAUGAAAUAUGCACAGAUUAACUGUCAGGAUUGUAGAAGUGUACAUAUUUUACAGUCUCGAUCUUUGAGCAUGUUUUUGUUUUUUCUUCAGUAACUUAGUUUUUUUUUUUUUUUUGUCCUGCGAAGAUUUUUUAAGAUAAAAUCCUCCAGUUGUCAGUUUUACUCUUCUGAAGUUUGUCAGGAAUCUAAAUGCCUCUGUACUCGACUCCGUCAUUUCAUCUGAACAUCUGUACAUAAAUAAACAGAGACAUGUUCAUCUUU